AUGGAGACCGUUCUCGCCGACAUCCAUCAGACCUUUUUCUGCGCCGACACGGUGGCUGAAGUUGAGGCCUUUGUGAGUCUUCACUCGGAGGCCUUUGUGAGUCUUCACUCGGAGGCCUUCGUGAGCCUCAACUUCUCAGCUACAGAGGGCGUUCCCCUGGACCGCUUUCGCCAGGCAUACAUCAACCUCAAGACCGAGGUCGGCGUGUCCUCGGAUUUGUUACGCCGUCUACUGGGUCUCCUCCACAACAUCGAACGCCUCCAACUCUUCCUCCCUAAAGAUGCUACCUCCGACGUCUUUAUCAACAUCGACUUCCCCAACCUCGUAAAGUUCUCCACCAACGCCCCUCACGCCGUCAUAGAGAAUUUCUUGUCCGCUCAUCCUCAGAUUCGCUGGUUGAGCCUGGACCGUCCCGUCAUCCCGAAUUCCCUUCAACCCAUUGCGCCAUUUAUGACCAUGAAUCGCCUCCUCUGCCCCGUCGCCCUUCUCCGCGACGUUCACUUCCCCCUCUCUAGGCUUCAAGCCCUGUACCUCGACAUCAACAGCGGCCAAGCGACUAUCUCCGAGGAUCUGCAGAAGAUGGCGUCUCAUUGCGGGCAGAAGGCUAUCUUCGCAGAGCUCACCCACCUCUCCAUCCAGAUCGCACCGAGCGACAUUUGUCUUAUCAAUGCCAGACAGAGCGUUGAUGGCCCCAGGGCCUGGGACGCCUUCAAUGACGAGUGGCAUGACAUCCUCCUCACCCUUCCCUCCCUCCAAACCUUCUCCCUCGCCACUGUCUCAUUCCUGCUGGAGCCUCACCCCCUCGGAGAUCUCCUCGCUGAAGAUUUCCUUGUGCGUCACUGGGCGGGAGGGGCUAUGCAAGUUCCUCACCCCGCUCUUCGCUGUAUCAUUGCCGCAUACCCAUCGUGGGCAGGCUCUCCACCGGAGAUAGCGUCGUUCUGGAAGUCGAAGGACGGGAGUUUGGAGGGUUGGAAGCGAGUGAACGUUGUCCGUGGCGGUGAGAAGGCGAAUAGAUCCAUCAUGGCGGGCUAUUGGGAGAUGCCUUGA
Epithele typhae is the source of this 1047-nucleotide messenger RNA. RefSeq lists its product as uncharacterized. Bases 1 to 1047 code for a protein of 348 amino acids. The transcript has 5 exons. The record is from RefSeq and is a predicted model, not a curated record. NCBI's taxonomy places the organism in Eukaryota, Fungi, Basidiomycota, Agaricomycetes, Polyporales, Epitheliaceae.